AGCCUUGCCACUUGGGAGACAUAGAAUCGCGCAUUGCGCUGGAUAUUUUCUGCAUCCGUCAAACUAGAGGGCUUAGGGCUGGAAAAGAAGUGAAACAGUUACAGUGGUGUUUACAAGGGUGAUUUAUAUAACUCCUCCUCGUAGUUAUUCAAUUCAGAUUCAUCAUGGCUCACGAGCAGCAACAGUUUUUCCUGAAAUGGAACGAUUUCCAGUCAAACAUGGUUUCAUCUUUCAAACACUUGCGAGAUGAGAAGAGUUUUACAGAUGUCACUUUGGCAUGUGAAGGACAGACAUGUAAAGCACAUAAGAUGGUUCUCUCGGCAUGCAGUCCAUACUUUAAAACACUUCUUGAGGAAAAUCCAUCAAAACAUCCCAUUAUCAUUUUGAAAGAUGUUCCUUUCAGCCAUCUUCAGUCCAUCCUGGAGUUCAUGUAUGCUGGUGAAGUUAAUGUCUCCCAAGAACAGCUCCCAGCGUUUCUGAAGACUGCUGAACGGCUCAAGGUGAAGGGCUUGGCAGAGGCCCCGCAAGCCAUAAAGCGGGAGUGAUGGAGUGACAAAGACAGACUGAGAGGCCUGCAGGUGGUCAAAGGAACCUGUGAAUGGAAUGAGUUGGAGAUGUUGGCUAUCUGGAUUUGUGUCCCGUGCUGAGAGUUGCUGCUUGAUGAUAAACUGUUCGCCUUUCAGAUCGGGCUGUUAGGCUGCCGAUUGUUCCAUUUUAUCAUUGCCAUUUGACUAUGUAAAAGCACUUGUUGAUUUAUUUUUAUUUUUUAAAUGUAUGUUCAAAUUAUUUGUUAGUUAUGCCACUCAACCUUUGUGUAAACAAUGGAUCAUCAAGAAAACUGUGUGGUUCGGUCUGCUUGUUUCUUAUUCAAGAUACAUCACUUUUGUUACUGAUCAAUCCAUCUCAAGUAUCUGACUUCCAGAUCAGUUAUGAUGCUUAUCACAGCUUGAAGGGGGCUGAUUAGAUUGAUUUUAUAUUUGCCAAAGAAUGCUUUAUCGGGUUAUUUUCCUUUUCUUUCAAUUGUUAUUUUAGUCAGAAAUAGUUGCUACUGGAAAAACUGACUUGUGUAGUUUCCUCAAAUAAACCUAGUUUCUCCUUAAUUUUGGUCUUGUCGUAUAUCUUUGUGUUUUUCGUCAGUAGAAACUCUUCCUCAUGUUUUCACAGUGGUGGGCUUAAGUUUUCAGCACGGGUCGCAAUUAUUGAAAGAUUAUAAGUACAUGUGUGAAUGUAGUUGUACAUAAAUUUGUGCAUAAGAAUGUGAUUCUGAGUGAGUGUGCUCUUAAUGUACAUGUGUUGCACAAUUUUGUGUGUCUGGACAUUAGUUAAGCAAGUAUAGUUAUUCCAGAUGUUCUUUUGUACUUCAAUCUUGUAGUUAAAAAAAGAAACAAAAAACAAAUUGUGUGAAUCGGUUCUGAACAUAAUUUCUGUUACAAUUCAUGUGGGAUGAAUAGUCUCCAAAUGUUAUUAUUAUUAUAGUUGAAUAUUGAAGUCAGUUAUUACUACUAUGCUGGGAGGAAGAAUGCACUCAAUGUGUAGUGUGCUUGGUAGUACAUUUUCUUUUAAUAUUUCUUUGUACACUUCCUACUGAUGCUUUACUUGUUUAUCUAUACAAUGUGUGCAGCCAAGCACAGAUUUUUUUUUUCUUUUUAUAUCUUGGAAGCAUGUGUGUUGCUUCAAGGACAUUGCAGCCGGCCGGCCGGCAAGGCGGUUCUACUUUAAAGCUAACUUCUAUUCUUCAAAAGUUCUGUUGGGUUGUCCCCACCAGAUGUUUCAAUUUAUGGCAUUUUCUCUGUGUACUAUCACAUUAGCCUGAUAUCCCUUGUUGUACAAAGAUUUUCAAAGUUUUUCUUUUCUUUUUUAUAUUGCAUUCUUUGUUUUGUUUGGUUUUGUAAUGACGAGCCAAUGAAGGACUCUGUUAAACAAGUAAAUAAAAUAACAAUUUUGUGCAAACAAAUUAAAGUCCUAUCUCAUUACCAUUUUACUAAAUGUGUUUUCCCAUUCCUGAAGUGAAACUGUUUGCCCCCAUGUCAUGUAAAAGUUUUCUUUGGGACCUCUGUUAGAGCUGUGUUUUGUACCUGUGUGUUUUUGUUUUUCUCAACUUAAUGCCCGUGUGCCUCUUAUGAACAUGUACAGCAAAGUGAUGAAGCUGGAAGCAUUAGAUAUGACACCUUUUCAGUUGUUGCUUUGGGUUACUUUUAAUGGAUAGGUUAGCCUGUUUCAGAUUUCUUUGGGCAGACUUUAUUUCUGGUGUACUGAAGAGGUGACCUCUUUGCAAUAGGUUCUAUACAAGCAGUUAUUGCUUGUAGAGACUGAUUUUGACAGAAUUUUGUGGUUGACUUUGCUACUUUUUAUUAUCUCUUCUUGUAUCAACUAAACCCUGUCAAGAACAAUACUUUCAGUAUGCAUUUAUUUAUAUUGAUCUGCUGAAGAUUAGUUGUCACUAAGAUUGAAUAAAAGUUAUUUUUAUCUGCA
This is a messenger RNA of Thrips palmi, 2472 nucleotides long. RefSeq names its product longitudinals lacking protein-like. Lineage: Eukaryota; Metazoa; Arthropoda; Insecta; Thysanoptera; Thripidae. The transcript is spliced from 3 exons. Gene Ontology annotation, molecular function: protein binding. Gene Ontology annotation, biological process: regulation of transcription by RNA polymerase II. Gene Ontology annotation, cellular component: nucleus. The coding region runs from base 165 to 545 and encodes 126 amino acids. The record is from RefSeq and is a predicted model, not a curated record.